AUGAUGGAACGCAUAAACCCCAACGAAACGCCUUACUUCGACCUCGGCUCCCAUGCUCGCAAGGUGACAACCACCUCAAAGGAAGCACAGACAUGGUUCAACCGAGGCCUGGUAUGGGCUUAUUCCUUCAACGUUGGCGAAGCCGGCAAAUGCUUCGAGCAAGCCGCGCAACACGAUCCCAAGUGCGCCAUGGCAUACUGGGGAAUCGCCUACGCCACCGGGCCCAACUACAACAAAGCCUACAGAUUCUUCGACAAGGAGGACCUUUACGCUUCAAUUGAGAAGGCCAACCGCGCUCUGACGCGUGCUUGGGAGCUGCUGCUUGAAGCCACCCCCCGGGCACGCUUUCCACCAUCCGAUCAGAUCCCCGAUGACUUCAGUUCCCAGGACCGCGCAUACGCCGACGCCAUGCGCCCGGUCUACCAGAGGUUCGGGACCGACGCAGACAUCGCAGCCCUUUUCGCCGACGCACUGAUGUGCAUGACGCCGCGCGGGCUCUGGGAUCUCGACACCGGCAAGCCGACCGGCGAACACACCGUCGAAGCGCGGCGCGUCAUCGAGGAGGGCAUGCAGUCCGCCGAGGGCCGUCACCACCCGGCGCUCUGCCACCUGCACAUUCACGUCAUGGAGAUGUCUCCGUACCCUGAGCUGGCGCUCCCCGCGGCCGACCGGCUGCGGUCCCUCGUCCCCGACGCCUCGCACAUGCUGCACAUGCCGACGCACAUCGACGCCGCGGUCGGCGACUAUUGCCGCGCCGUCGACUCCAAUCACCUCGCCACCUUGGCCGACGACAAGUAUUUCAGUCCCCAAAGCCUCUCGUUGCUUCCCGGCGGCUCGCUCACCUACAUCGCCUACCGCGUGCACUACAUCUGCGCCAAGCUGUACGCGGCGAUGAUGUCGGGCCGGUUCGCCGACGCCAUGUCCGCCGCCGAGAAGCUGGAAGCUGUGCUCGAUGACCAGUUGCUGUCCAUCGAGAGUCCGCCGGUGGCGGACUCGGUGGAAAGCUUCGUCGCGAGCAAGGCGCACGUGCUCAUCCGCUUCGGGCGCUGGGAGGAGAUCCUCACUCUUCCCCUCCCGGCGAACCGCGAGCUCUACUGCGCCUCGACCGCGGUCAUUCUCUACGCACGCGGGCUGGCGUUCAGCGCGCUAAGCCGGAUCCACGAAGGGGAGCUCGCGCAAAGGGAGUUCGAAGCGGCGCGCGCUAAGGUCCCGGAGUCCCGGCUGAACAGCAUUCCAUGUAAACAGGUGGAUGUUCUGAGCGUUGCCUCGGCCAUGCUGACGGGGGAGCUGGAAUACCGCAAGGGGAAUCACGAGGUGGCGUUCGCGGCGCUUCGGGAAGCCAUCCGCCGCGAGGAUGCGUUGCCCUACUCCGAUCCGCCGCCGUGGAUGCAGCCCGUGCGCCAUGCCUUGGGCGGUCUGCUGUUGGAGCAGGAUCGGGUGGCAGAGGCCGAGGUCUUGUUCCGCGAGGAUCUAGGGUUUGCCAAGGACUAUCCGCGGCGCAGGGCGAAGCUGAACAACGUGUGGGGGUUGCAUGGGCUGUAUGAGUGCUUUACGCGCCAGGGGAAAACUGACGAGGCGGUGUUUAUCCAGUCGGCGCGGGAUAUUGCCGUCGCGACGGCCGAUGUUUUGGUUAGGGCUUCGUGUUAUUGCCGCGUGUCGGCUGUGGGAGAGAAGCAGUGUUGUAUGUAG
Aspergillus brunneoviolaceus CBS 621.78 is the source of this 1689-nucleotide messenger RNA. Its product is annotated as cytoplasmic protein. Gene Ontology annotation, cellular component: intracellular anatomical structure. The transcript is spliced from 3 exons. NCBI's taxonomy places the organism in Eukaryota, Fungi, Ascomycota, Eurotiomycetes, Eurotiales, Aspergillaceae. The record is from RefSeq and is a predicted model, not a curated record. Gene Ontology annotation, molecular function: protein binding. The coding region runs from base 1 to 1689 and encodes 562 amino acids.